This is a messenger RNA of Pteronotus mesoamericanus, 596 nucleotides long. RefSeq names its product ubiquitously expressed prefoldin like chaperone (gene UXT). Gene Ontology annotation, molecular function: transcription corepressor activity. NCBI's taxonomy places the organism in Eukaryota, Metazoa, Chordata, Mammalia, Chiroptera, Mormoopidae. The record is from RefSeq and is a predicted model, not a curated record. Gene Ontology annotation, biological process: negative regulation of transcription by RNA polymerase II. The transcript is spliced from 8 exons. The coding region runs from base 68 to 541 and encodes 157 amino acids.
CCGCGCCACCCGGAAGCCGUGGUUCUUACCCACCGUUCUUACUGCCGGCGGCUCUAAGGAGCCCAUCAUGGCGACGCCCCCUAAACGGCGGGCGCUGGAUGCCACCGGGGAGAAAGUGCUGCGCUAUGAGGCCUUCAUCUCUGACGUGCUGCAGCGGGACCUGCAAAAGGUACUGGACCAUCGUGAUAAGGUGUAUGAGCAGCUGUCCAAAUACCUUCAACUGAGAAAUGUCAUUGAGCGUCUCCAGGAAGCUAAGCACUCGGAAUUAUAUAUGCAGGUGGAUUUGGGCUGUAACUUCUUCGUUGACACAGUGGUCCCAGACACUUCACGGAUCUACGUGGCCCUUGGAUAUGGUUUUUUCCUGGAGUUGACACUGGCAGAAGCUCUCAAGUUUAUUGAUCGUAAGAGCAAUCUCCUCACAGAGCUCAGUGACAGCCUCACCAAGGACUCAAUGAAUAUCAAGGCCCAUAUCCACAUGUUGCUAGAGGGGCUUAGAGAACUACAAGGCCUGCAGAAUAUCCCAGAGGAGCCUCGCCAUUGACUUCUUCCCCCCUCUCCAAACAUUAAAGAGCCUGAAUGUCAAAAAAAAAAAAAAA